AUGGCAUCAUCGCCAAAUCUCACUAUUGAUUCCGGGACGCCUCUUGCUGAUGCAACCGAGUACAGAACUGUCAUUGGUAGUCUACAAUAUCUCUCAUUUACGCGACCCGACAUUGCUUUUGUGGUGAACCGCUUAUCCAAAUUUAUGCACAAGCCCACUGAUAAACAUUGGCAAGCGGCAAAGCAUGUACUCCGUUAUCUCGCCGGCACCAAGUCCCAUGGUAUUUUUCUCCGUUCUGAUGGUACGUUAACGAUACAUGCUUUUUCUGAUGCUGAUUGGGGUCGUGCACAUAACACAUACAUCUCCACCAAUGCAUACAUCAUUUAUUUUGGUGCUAGCCCGAUAUCUUGGUCCUCUAAGAAACAGCGGAGCGUCUCGCGUUCAUCAACAGAAGCAGAAUAUCGGGCUGUCGCUAAUGCGGCUUCGGAACUCCGCUGGAUCUGUUCCUUGUUAUCUGAGAUGGGCAUCGUCUUACCGGUUGCUCCAGUCUUAUAUUGUGACAACGUUGGCGCUACCUAUUUAUGUGCUAAUCCCGUUUUUCACACUCGGACGAAACACAUUGCCAUUAAUUAUCACUUUGUCCGUGAGUUCAUACAAGCUGGGGUUCUUCGUGUCACACAUGUCUCUAGAACCGAUCAGCUCGCUGAUGCUCUAACGAAACCGUUGCGGAGACCACAAUUCCAGGAGCUUACAUCCAAGAUUGGAGUCAGAGUGUAA
Messenger RNA from Camelina sativa (false flax), 717 nucleotides. NCBI's taxonomy places the organism in Eukaryota, Viridiplantae, Streptophyta, Magnoliopsida, Brassicales, Brassicaceae. The record is from RefSeq and is a predicted model, not a curated record.